ACAAGCAUUUAGUCGUGUUGCCAGGUUGUUUGACCACCACACGGCUUCUCUUUUUUUAUCGAACAAAUUGAUGCAUACAGAGGAGGACAUCCAAACAAUGGAGCCACAGGCGAAGCGCUGGAAAGGGUCGGUGUGUGACACCGACUCCUGGGAUGCUUUUCCCGUACUCUCCGACUCUCAGUCGCAAGACAUCGAGCUGAUAGAAGCUUUUGCUGCACCCAUUACCAACAAGAAAGAGACGUCAAGAAUUAUCGGGGAGCUGAAUCGCCUCUACCCGUUGAUUGGCCUUCAGCAUCUCAAGAGGGUACGUGCUUGCAGAGACAAGGGCAGCCAGAACCCUCUGGAAGUCCUCCUGUGUUUGAUCAGUGAAGCUCCAGAUGUGAAGGCAGUCAGCAGAGACUCUCUGCUACCCUCAAGUGGAGCUAAAUGGGAUGGGUUGGGCGAGCCUUUCCUGGUCAGGAUUCCUGCUCGUGCGCCCUUGACCCGACCUCAGUUUGAACUGGCGAGCCAAUAUUGGCCCACGUCGUUUCACGAAGACAAACAUGUGACUGUGGCCUUGAGAGGGGAGCUCUUCAGCACCAAAGAAAAAGCCAAAAUGCACACAUACAUGACAGCUGCCCUGACUGCUGCACAGUCCGCUAAAGAGCUGGGGAUGGAGGCCGUUGGGGCGGUCGUCGUUGACCCUGAAGAGGACGGGAUCAUAGCAGUUGGCCACGACUGCAGGCGGGACCACCCCUUACACCAUGCUGUCAUGGUCUGCAUCGACCUCGUGGCUCGGAGCCAGGGCGGCGGAAAAUACUGCUAUGACCGUUACACUGCAUGCCAGUUCAGUUUGCCAAACGCCGCUAAAAAGCAAGAAAUGUCAGAUCAGUCAGAGGGAGGAGCUAAGCCUUACAUAUGUACAGGCUAUGACCUUUAUGUCACCAGGGAACCUUGUGUCAUGUGCGCCAUGGCGCUGGUGCACUCCCGCAUCGGUCGAGUUUUCUACGGGACCGCCUCAGCCGACGGCGCACUCGGAACCCAAUUUAAAAUCCACACGCAGAGAGAUUUGAACCAUCGCUUCGAAGUCUACAAGGGGAUCUUGAGUAAACAAUGUGAGGAUCUUAAUGAUCAAAAUCUUGAAGAAAAGCAAGUUUGAUGUGAAAAAUUAAGCUUUUGUUUGCUUUAAAAUGUUUUUUUACAAGCCUUCUUUAGGUAACAAAAUAAAUACAAUCUUUAUUGGCAGUUUUUAGUUUUUAUACCAGCUGUUUUCUUUA
Messenger RNA from Oryzias melastigma (Indian medaka), 1256 nucleotides. RefSeq names its product adenosine deaminase tRNA specific 3 (gene adat3). The record is from RefSeq and is a predicted model, not a curated record. The transcript has 2 exons. NCBI's taxonomy places the organism in Eukaryota, Metazoa, Chordata, Actinopteri, Beloniformes, Adrianichthyidae. Gene Ontology annotation, molecular function: tRNA-specific adenosine-34 deaminase activity. Gene Ontology annotation, cellular component: cytoplasm; nucleus. Bases 71 to 1138 code for a protein of 355 amino acids.